Molecule: messenger RNA, 2082 nt
Organism: Cynara cardunculus var. scolymus (artichoke)
Lineage: Eukaryota; Viridiplantae; Streptophyta; Magnoliopsida; Asterales; Asteraceae
Product: transcription initiation factor IIF subunit alpha
Exons: 11
Coding region: 131-1768 (545 amino acids)
Biological process (GO): transcription initiation at RNA polymerase II promoter; positive regulation of transcription elongation by RNA polymerase II
Cellular component (GO): transcription factor TFIIF complex; nucleus
Molecular function (GO): RNA polymerase II general transcription initiation factor activity; TFIIF-class transcription factor complex binding; DNA binding
Source: RefSeq, a predicted model, not a curated record
CACUUGCGACGUUUUUAUGUUUUAUGUUCCAAAUUCCCCAAAUCACCUUCUUUUUAACUCCAUACCCUAAGGAGCGAAAUUCUCAAUUCGAUUUUCAAAUUAACGGAUCCACCAGGGAUUUAGGAAAGACAUGUCGUUUGAUUUGAUGCUAAAGCAGUCGUGUGACGGCUGUCGAUCGACGGUGGAGUUGUAUGGUAGCAACUGUAAGCACAUGACGCUUUGUGUGACUUGUGGAAAAACCAUGGCUGAGCGGAAGGAUAAGUGCCGGGACUGUGGCGCCACCAUCACUCGUUUAAUCCGGGAAUAUAAUGUCCGUGCAAGUUCAGCCAGCGAUAAAAAUUACUUCAUAGGAAGAUUUGUGACUGGUUUACCGAGUUUCUCAAAGAAGAAAAAUGACAACAAGUGGUCUCUCCAGAAAGAAGGAUUACAAGGACGUCAAAUCACAGAUACCCUACGGGAGAAAUAUAAGAACAAACCUUGGCUUUUGGAGGAUGAAACUGGGCAAUUUCAGUAUCAGGGUGUUCUUGAGGGUGCACAGACGGCAACAUACUACCUUCUAAUGCUACAGGGGAAGGAGUUUGUUGCGAUACCUGCUGGUUCAUGGUACAACUUCAACAAAGUUGCGCAGUACAAGCAACUUACGCUCGAGGAAGCAGAAGAAAAGAUAAAAAAUAGAAGGAAAACUGCAGAUGGUUAUCAGAGAUGGAUGAUGAAAGCAGCAAACAAUGGGGCUGCUGCUUUUGGUGAAGUUGAGAGGUUUGAUGACAAGGAAGCUGGUGGAGCAGGAGCUGCAGGUGGGAGAGGGCGUAAAAAGAACAACACUGAGGAUGAGGAGGCAAAUGUGUCAGACCGGGGAGAAGAAGAUGAAGAUGAAGAGUCUGCACGGAAAAACAGACUUGGACUCAACAAGAGAGGAGGUGACGAUGAUGAGGAAGGUCCUAGAGGUGGUGAUCUUGAUUUUGAUGAUGAUGAUAUUGAGAAGGGUGAUGACUGGGAACAUGAGGAGAUUUUCACAGAUGACGAUGAAGCUGUCGGUAAUGAUCCUGAGGAACGGGAAGAUUUGGCCCCUGAAAUCCCUGCCCCUCCAGAAAUUAAGCAGGAUGAAGAAGACGAGGAGGAGAAUGAAGAAGAGGAAGGAGGACUGAGCCAAUCUGGAAAGGAGUUGAAGAAGCUGCUUGGGAAAAAUAAUGGGGUGAAUGAAUCAGAACCAGAACAAGAGGAUGAUGACGACGACGAUGAUGAUAUUGAAGAUGAAAGUUCCCCUGUUCUUGCACCAAAGCCUAACAAUGCGUCUUCAAAGCGUAACAAUCCUCCUAAAGAAGAACCAGUUGACAGUAGCCCCUCAAAGCCAGCUUCUACAGGGUCGGCUCGGGGAACCCCAUCUUCAUCCAAGUCAUCCAAGGGAAAGAGGAAAAGCAGUGAUGAGGCUAAACCAGCAAAUGGUGCAGCUCCAAAGAAAGUGAAAACAGAAAAUGAGGUGAAACCUGUGAAGGAUGACCCGGUUUCCACUUCAAAAAGUAGUGCGCCAACGAAAGGUGCAUCAUCUUCAAAACCGGCAGUUUCCCCAUCUACUGGACCUGUGACGGAAGAUGAAAUUAGGGCAGUUCUGUUGCACAAGGCACCUGUCACCACACAGGAUCUUGUUGCCAAGUUUAAAUCCAGGCUACGGUCUAAAGAGGACAAGAGUGCUUUUGCGGAUAUCCUGAGGAGGAUUUCCAAGAUACAGAAAACCAACGGUCCAAGCUAUGUCGUGUUGAGGGACAAAUGAGAGCAUCUUGUGGAUCCGUUAGCAUGCAUGCACGCUCAGUGGUGGUUGUGUGGUUCACCGAGUCGACUUAAGCCUGGACACAUGAUGGAAGGAAGACGUGACCUCCAAAGAAAUUGGAAAUGGAUUAUGGAUUCCGCCGGUUGAUUUAUUUUUCUGAUUACAUUACUUGGCAUCUACAAGGUAUGUUUGCAGAUGACUUUUGGUAUAACUUAGUGUCAAAAAUCUUCAUCUUCAUGUGUGUAAAAUAAACCCGAUGUAAAUCGUCAUCAGCAAUAGACGUUUUUUUUUGUGUUAAAAAUGCUGCUUUUCUGCUC